This is a messenger RNA of Bombyx mori (domestic silkworm), 3580 nucleotides long. RefSeq lists its product as uncharacterized. The coding region runs from base 165 to 1658 and encodes 497 amino acids. The transcript has 13 exons. NCBI's taxonomy places the organism in Eukaryota, Metazoa, Arthropoda, Insecta, Lepidoptera, Bombycidae. The record is from RefSeq and is a predicted model, not a curated record.
ACUUCACCGGCGGUUGUUGAGAGGGACGCGCGCGUUCUCCGUCAACCAAAGUUUAUCGAACACGCACGAAGCAUCGUGUAGUUUUGUAUUUACAUAAAUCUAACAUAAAUUUAUUGUGCAGUGUUGAAUUAUUAUUUCAGUGCAGUAGAAGUGUUUUCAGCAAAAUGAUGCUUGUAUUGAGGGUAUUCAUCGUUUGCUGUCUUCUUACAUUGUUCGAGCAAGUUAACUCAGUGCCUCAGCUGGACACGUCCUCGGCGGAGUCGGAUUCAUCACAAGACCUCACUGACUCGGCUUUGGGUUCAGCAUCAUCUGAAUUACACGAGGGCUCCGGAGAAGAUGCGCCUGACCCAGUACCUACCUCUGUGGCAAAGAAUGAAACAAGAGAAGCUCUGAAAACGGAUGGAAGUGAACAAGACCCGGUGGUAUUUUUAUCGGAGAAAAACGGCUACAUCCCGGUGAGCAUUAAGCCUCGGUCACCCGCAGUUGAUGUGGGUUGGAGGGAGCCCCCGGCCUGGGAAAGAGAGUACAGAAGACAUCGUACGAACGGCAGCCGAGUACAAUAUAUUGAGGCUGAAUGUCAAGAUGACUUCAUGAAGAUUCGGGUUGGUUUCAAUGGAUCUUUCAACGGAUUGGUGUAUUCCGCAGGCUAUUCUUACGACACGGAUUGCAUGUAUGUGAACGGAACUGGCCGAGAUUAUUAUGAGUUCUACAUUCAGUUGAAUAGAUGUGGAACCCUUGGUAGGAACAGCCAGCACGACGACUCAAGAAAACACCCCACAAAAAACCUAAUGUGGAACACUAUAACGGUCCAGUACAAUCCACUUAUAGAAGAGGAGCUUGAUGAACACUUCAAGGUGACCUGCGAGUACGGAUAUGACUUUUGGAAGACUGUCACAUUUCCAUUCCUCGAUGUUGAAGUAGCGACCGGCAACCCAGUCGUUUUUACACUUCAGCCGCCGGAAUGCUACAUGGAGAUUAGAUCGGGGUACGGAGCGAAUGGCGCGCGGGUCGCCGGCCCUGUGCACGUUGGAGAUCCACUCACCUUGCUUAUUUACAUGAGAAGUUCAUACGAUGGUUUUGACAUUGUUGUCAACGAUUGCUAUGCUCAUAAUGGCGGAGGCAAACGAAUCAAACUUAUAGACGAAUUAGGAUGUCCGGUUGAUGACAAGUUGAUUUCUCGUUUUCGCGGCUCCUGGUCGGAGACGGGCGUAUUCGAAACUCAAGUUUACGCGUACAUGAAAACGUUCAGAUUCACCGGCUCGCAGACGCUUUAUAUUGAGUGCGAUGUCCGGAUGUGUCACGGGAGAUGUCCGUCGCAGCCUUGUCACUGGCGGAACAUGAAGAGCGUGAAACGUCGUUCAGUUGAUGACAAAUCAGCGGGCACCAUCGCCCCGCCUCGCCUGUCAGACAACAUCUCGUUGUUCCAAUCCCUGCGGGUCCUACAGGAAGGCGAGGACGACGCUGAUACAUUACCCAGGACAGGUUCCCCAGAGGGGCAGACGUGUAUGAAGACUUCAGCAUUUUCCGCUGUAAUCGUUUCCUGUGGGGUUAUAAUAGCUGCUCUAUGCGGAGCUAUUCUGGUUGCAGCGAAAGGUUGGAGAAGAGAAAACACCGCGCCCCAUCACGCCUACGUACCUCAUAAAGGACGGAUCAAAUAAAAACCUUUUUUACUCUAGAAUCGAAUCAAACAUUUUCCUAACACGAAAAUCACAAUUAUCAUUCCAGCAUUUUAUUAUAGUUGCCAUUUGCUGUGAACCAUACAUAUCGUCUUCUCGCGUUAAAACUGUGUAAUCUCAAAACUCACUAAUUUUACAGGAGAGUGUUUUAAAGGUUUAACAUGUGAUAUUUUUAAUAUUAAUCAUCUUUGCAACAUUUAUUUUUUAACAGUUUAAUUAUCUGUCUUUAAAAGUAAGAUAAAAUUAUGUAUUAAUUUUGUUAAUAGUAGUCAAAAUUUAGGUAAACUAAAAAAAAAAACUAAAACUAAAACGCUCUCUUGAGAAAAAUACUGGUGAUAGAUACCAAAUGAUUCCGCAUAUUAACUCAGUUUCGAAUAUUUUUGGAUAUUGUACACUUUUAAUGCGAAACGACGAUAUAUUUUUUUAUUAGUAUUUCGCUGCCCUUUCGUUUUCUUUUUCAUUAAACCGACUUCAAAAAGAAUGAGGUUCUAUGUAUGUUUUUUGUGUGUAUGUGCACGGAUUUCUCCGUCAUUUGUGGACAAAUAUUGAUAAAUCGAUUUUUUUUUGUUUGAUAGGACAUAACCUCGCGGUGAUCCCACUCUUAAGUAUAGUUAAUGUAUUUGACUCAUAAUAUUUUAAAUUAUAGUUAAAAUAGUGUAGACAUAUAAUUGCAAACCCGUUGACUGACUACAGGCCGCAGCGAUAAUGGUGUUAUCACUGAUUCGUUUUCAUCUCUAUGGAACAUAUUUUAAGUUUAUAUGAACUAAAUAUGGACAAAGCAUUCAGUGCGGUUUGUCGCUGAGUUCAGAAUUGUAUACUUUUUAGGUAUUACGAUAAAUUUUUAAUAACAAUCCUUUGGCAAAUGUAUUCUAAGCUACAAUUUAAAUAUUAAAGGGAGGUUUUUGUUAAAGAGUUUUAUGAUAAGUCCCAAAUAUAUUAGAUAUGAGAUUUAAAAGUUAAAAUUACAAGUAUCCCAUAUCGAAACAAAUAUAUACUACCUUAAUAAAAGAAGUAAGAUAGAGAACAGAGACUUUCUUUACAAUUAUUAUACUGACAGUUGAAAUUUAGAAGUGUCAGAUAAUCUUGACAAUAAAGAUCGUUGUUAUUGGUUUAAUUUCAAAUGCGUACCUGGUACUUAGCCUUUUGAGAUGAACUAAUUCUUAUUGUGUUUGAGUAACAGAAUCCUAAUUAUGUAUUAGUUUUUAUUGUAGGUUAUGACAAAUCGUGAGGACUUAUAUUUUUUCAUUUGAAUAAAAUAUGCCUCCUCCGUUUGUCUGCAGUAUUUAUGUACCGAUGAUAAUAUUUAUCAAAGUUGUGAUAAAAAUUAAGUAUUAAGUGAAGUUUUAUAUAAGAUACUUAUUAUUUUUAAAUAUAGAUAGAUAAUACUCAUAAAUUAAGAAUUUAGCAAUUUAGCGUAUUGAUAUUUAAAUCGUAAAGAAAACAUUGUAAAUAUAGUUAAGAUUUCUUUUUAUUUAUAAACGCAAAUAUUUGUAGUUCAUUUUAAGGGAAAAAUAAAACGCAUUUCUACAACGAAAAACAUUUAUUUACGAUAAAAAAUUGCACUGCCUUCCAACAUAAGUACAAAUAAAAACAGUAAAAAAACACAUGUAACACAAUAGUAGUAGGUUCAUUUCAACUAAGCGAUGAACACAGUGGUCAAGUGUGAAUAUUUCAAUAAUGUUUCAUUAAAGAAAUAAUUUCUUAAUUUAAAAAAUUCUAAAUCCAUGGGGUAACCCAUUGAACAACAAAUGGUAUUCAUUCGGAGAAUUUACAGUGUUGCCAUAUUGUUUGAAAUUCAUAAGACAUAAAACUUAUUAAUAGUAAACAAAAUCAGUAAAAACAAAGUUCACACUGAAUCAUCGCAUACCUCGAAUAAAAAUAACAAACUUAAAUAUAUAAAAAAU